This is a messenger RNA of Chinchilla lanigera (long-tailed chinchilla), 2378 nucleotides long. It is a transcript of the gene Nlrp12, whose product is annotated as NLR family, pyrin domain containing 12. Lineage: Eukaryota; Metazoa; Chordata; Mammalia; Rodentia; Chinchillidae. The record is from RefSeq and is a predicted model, not a curated record. Gene Ontology annotation, molecular function: protein binding. Gene Ontology annotation, cellular component: cytoplasm. Gene Ontology annotation, biological process: negative regulation of canonical NF-kappaB signal transduction; negative regulation of inflammatory response; positive regulation of MHC class I biosynthetic process.
GGACUCCACCUGGCGGCCCGUCCUCACCUGAGAGCCAGUCAGCCUGCCUUCCGGAAGUCUGCCCCGGCGCCCCAGGACCAGGUGAUCCUCCACCAGACCCGCUGGACACCUACCGCGCGCACGUGCGCAGGACCUUCCGGCUGAUGCGGGACCGCAACGCGCGCCCUUGUCCUUCGCGGGCGCGCCGGGGCCCUGCUGCCUGGGCUGGGACGAGCUGCGGCCCACGGGGCUGCUGCUGAGCAGCCUGCUGGCCAAGCAGCUGCUGCCCGAGGCGUCCCUGCUGGUCACCACGCGGCCCUGCGCGCUGGAGAGGCUGCAGGGGCUGCUGCAGCAGCCGAGGCACGCGGAGAUCCUGGGCUUCUCCGAGGCCGAGCGGGAGCGGUACUUCCACAGGUUCUUCGGGCAGCCGCAGCAGGCGGCGCGGGCCCUCAGCUUCGUGCGCGACAGCGAGCCGCUGUUCUCGCUGUGCUUCGUGCCCCUGCUGUGCUGGGUGGUCUGCACCUGCCUGCGGCAGCGGCUGGAGGCGGGCGAGCUGCUGGGGCCCCCGGCGCGCACCACCACGGCCGUGUACACCCUCUACCUGCUCAGCCUGCUGCAGCCCAGGCCCGGCACCCCCACGCUGCAGGGCGCCCCGAACCACAGGAGCCUGUGCUCGCUGGCCGCCGAGGGGCUCUGGCAGCAGAAGGCCCUCUUCGAGGAGCGGGAUCUGCGGAGGCACGGCCUGGAUGGCGCCGACGUCUCCGCCUUCCUCAACGUGAGCGUCUUCCAGAAGGACAUCGGCUGCGAGCGGCUGUACAGCUUCAUCCACCUGAGCUUCCAGGAGUUCUUCGCGGCCAUGCACUACUCCCUGGCCGGCGGGGACGGCGGGGCCGGCGGGGACGGGGCCCUGGGCCCCCGGCCCGAGGUGGCCGAGCUGCUGGCCAAGUACGCGCUGUCAGACCGGAGCUUCCUGGCGCUGACCGUGCGCUUCCUGUUCGGGCUUCUGAACGCGGAGACGCGGAGCUACCUGGAGAGGGCGCUGCGCUGGGCCGUCGAGCCGGGCCUGGAGGCGCAGCUGCUGGGCUGGAUCCGCGGCCUGGCGCACAGCGAGGGCUGCACGCUGCAGCGGGGCUCCCUGGAGCUCCUGGGCUGCCUGUAUGAGACGCAGGAGCCGGGCUUCAUCCGGCAGGCCCUGCGCCCCUUCCAGGUGGUGGUGGUCAGCGACAUCUCCACCAAGAUGGAGCACAUGGCCUGCGCCUACUGCGCCCAGAGCUGCGAGAGCGCCGCUGUGCUGCACCUGUCCGGGGCCCCGACGGCCUGCAGGGAGGAGGUGCAGGAGGAGGAAGAGGAGAGAGAGGAGGAGCAGGAGGAAGAUGGCGUGGAGACUUCCAGGACCCAGAUGCUGGCUGGGCAGCCGCCCGAGAGCGACCUGCUACCCGACGCCUACAGCGAGCACCUGGCCGCAGCCCUGUGCUCCCACCGGGAGCUAGUGGAGCUGGGCCUGCGCCGCAGCGCGCUGGGCGCCCACGGGGUGAGGGUGCUGUGCCAGGGGCUGCGACACCCGCGCUGCCAGCUGCAGAACCUCAGGCUGAAGCGGUGCCUCGUCCCCAGCUCCGCCUGCCGGGACCUCGCGGCGGCUCUGGUGGCCAACGCGCAUCUGCUGCGGCUGGACCUCAGCGGCAACGGCCUGGGCGCGGCGGGCGCCGCGCUGCUGUGUGCCGGGCUCCGGCACCCGCGCUGCAGGCUGCAGACGCUGCAGCUGGGCAUCUGCCGCCUGGGCCCGGCCGCCUGCGCCGCGCUGUCCUGCGUGCUCCAGGCCGGGCGCCUCGGGGAGCUGGACCUCAGCUUCAACGACCUGGGUGACGCGGGCGCCGCGCUGCUGGGGGAGGGGCUGCGGCACCCCGCCAGCCGGCUGCGCAAGCUGUGGCUGGACAGCUGCAGCCUCACAGCUGGGGCCUGCGAGGACCUCUAUCACGUGCUGGGCAGCAGCCCCGCCCUGACCGAGCUCUACCUGACCAACAACGCCCUGGGGGACCUGGGUGUGCGGCUGCUGUGCAGGAGGCUGAGGCAGGCCAGCUGCAGGCUACGUGUGCUCUGGUUGUUCGGGAUGGAGCUGAGCAAAUCCACACACAGGAGGCUGGCCGCACUGCGGGCUGGGAAGCCCUCCCUGGACCUGGGCUGCUGAGAGCCCCAGAAGAGGCUGCCGCGCCUCACCCCCAGCCGGGAGGCCGAUCCCGGGGAGACCUGUGGGGCCCACCCACCAGACCUUGGGGCCUGUGUGUGGAUGCCCAGUCAGGAGGAUCCCCAGGAAUCCCAGCCCAGCGGGCCUACACGGUUUGGUGAAAGGCCAGCCUCAAGAGUGUAACAAAAAAUACGCCUAAAAAUUCUCGCUCGGUUGC